Galleria mellonella (greater wax moth) is the source of this 2349-nucleotide messenger RNA. RefSeq names its product clavesin-2-like. The record is from RefSeq and is a predicted model, not a curated record. Gene Ontology annotation, cellular component: membrane. The transcript has a single exon. Lineage: Eukaryota; Metazoa; Arthropoda; Insecta; Lepidoptera; Pyralidae. Gene Ontology annotation, molecular function: phosphatidylinositol bisphosphate binding. The coding region runs from base 111 to 1100 and encodes 329 amino acids.
CGCGCGGCGCGAACUCAGUGCGCAGUCGGCCCCGAGCUCCAGGCGGCGCGCGCGCAACCUUACCGCAGACUAGUAGUGAAAGGCUGCAUGACUCAUACUAAAAACUAGUCAUGAACGAGUAUGCAGAGUACGACUGGAAGCUGCAUCAGAUGCAGAAUGAGCGAUUAUGUGAAGUGACAAGAAAACGUCUCACUGAUGGUGAUAGGCAACGUGCCUUUAUUGGUCUAAAGGAAGCGGUGGAUUCCAGUCUGAAUCUAGCUCUUCGUGACAAAAGCCGGUGUCAGGAUGACAAUUUCUUGCGACGAUUUUUGUACGCGUGCAAACAUGACGUCCAGCAAAGCUUUGAGUUACUCGUGCGUUAUCACCAAUAUCGGCGGGAACAUCCAGAGUUAUGGGCGCCGCCAGAUGGAGGUGUUUUAAGAGCGAUAAGAGAUGGAAUACCCGGUGUACUGGCAGAGAGAGAUCGCCGUGGCCGCUGCGUGUUAAUCAUGUUUGCCUCCAACUGGACACCUCAUGCCUGUUCGUUACUUUCCGUCUACAGAGCUCUGUUACUGACCCUUGAACGGACACUUAACGACAUUCAAAAUCAGGCCAACGGAUAUGUGAUUAUCGUAGACUGGACUGAGUUUACUUUUAAACAAUCAUGCAGUUUACAACCGAAAGUAUUGAAGCUAAUGAUCGAUUGCUUACAAGACUGCAUGCCUGUAAGGUUUAAAAGUAUACAUUUUAUUGGGCAACCUUGGUAUGUGGAAACUGCUCUUGCAGUAAUAAAACCGUACCUUAAGGCGAAGACGCGGGAAAGAAUAAUACUUCAUGGAAAUAAUUUAUCAACAUUGCAUGAUUCAUUGCCUCUAGAUAUACUCCCAGCCGAACUCGGAGGGGAGGGGCCUUCGUACAAUUCAGAACGUUGGUUGCAGGAAUUUUGUCGAGGUGAAAACAUAAACAGCGCACCUGUUGCGACCGUAAUGACGACAGAGGCAAUUGUGGAGAAUGAUCCCCCAUCAGCAAAAUUAGAUAAAGCGUACAAACAAAAGGAUAAUUUCUCGUUCAACGGCAGUGAAAAAAGUGCUAAAUCAGAGCUAUUGCGCGAUAAAGAUUGACCUUAGAUACCGCGUUUAUUGAUCAUAAUGUGAAUAACGGACAGUUCUGUGCUUGGGCACGCCGCCACCAACACAGUGGAUCAUUGCAUUUUUGUAAGUGCUGUCGGCGGGAUUUGUGAUAUUCAGUGUAUUGUUAAUUUAUUGUUUGUAAGAAUGCAUGAUAAAUGUUGUUGGAAAGUGACUGGAAAAUGCUGAAUGCACGUGUGUGAAGUUAGGUAGCAGUGAUCUGGAUGAAUUUUGAGUUUCUCUUUGUUAUUAAUUAGUGUGUCGGCAAGGUUUUAUCGUGGGUGGGGGCAGUGAAGAGGCGCAUCCCCCAUGUCCGGUUGAGACGUGGUCGUAAUGUAACGGUCUCGAGCUCUCGUUUCGGCGCAUCCGCCCGGCACGUCUCGUCGAUGCGUGCAAGCGUUGGAUUUCUGCAUUCUGCACAAAGCAUUCUUCUUGCACUCUUGUAUAUUUAUCUUAUUUAUUGAACUAACUUGAUUUUUUUAAAUAAAUCAAUAUCUCAUUAUAAUAUCACAUUUAGUUAAGACAUUAUACAUAUACAAAUGCUUUAUGUGAGGCUUGAAGCGCAUUUACUAUUAUGUUUAAGUCUAUGUUUGAAAAAUAUUGGAUUCCGAUGCAAAGUAUUUUAAUAAUAAAUAUUUUGUUAAAAUAAGAGAUCGACUUACCAAGUUAUUGUUCGAUAUUAUCCUCGUUGUGUCACUAUCUCUAAUUAUACAUGUUUACAAUACGUGGUGCAAUUUUGACUAUCCUGAAUUGGGAGUAAAUUUAUAAGAAUUGAAAUAGUUAUUUUUUAUAUAAAAUAGACUCAAUAGAUACUUACAUUAUUUUUUUUUUGUAUUGAUUUAGUUUUAUUUUCUACGUCAUACAUUGAUUAUCAUUAUUCAUUUAGUAGGUCACAUAUGAGGAUAAUAUGUAUAGACUGCAUAGCGGUAACAGUAUUAAAUCGAUUCUACGAUUAAAUCACUGACAUGUGUUGAAUUAAUUGAUGGCUUUCUUUCUUAUAAUAAUUAUCCAGCGAGCUCUCUUUCAGAUAUAUUUAUUUUAUUUGACAAUGUAAUUUGUAAAUAAAUGCUGUGACAUUAGACAAUAUUAUUGUACUUAUUUUGUAUUUUUAUUAUUCCUUUAAAUGGGGCUAUUAUUAAUACAGUCAAAAAAUAUUUGGAUUUUUUUUAAUAUACAGAAUAUGACUGAAACAAUUACUCUUAAUAUUGAUAUUAGUACUAUAUAAUAAAUGAUUUGAAUUUGA